UUUGAAAGAAACCUAUAUUUACUUACUUCAUCUAAAUAUCUCAUGUACUCUACCUAGGGUUCCCCUUCCCGCCUCCCCCACCGGAAAGAACUAGUCUCGCAGCGCCGCUCUCCGCCCAUCGCCGCCCACUGUCGCCGGUUCUCUUAAGUUUGAAGCAGAUGGAGAUUGACGGCGUCGAGCACCAGAAGGUGUUUGAGGUGGACCUGGGUCACCUGAUGGCGUUCGAUUCUCAUCACACGUUCCCUACUCAACCACCUCUUUCCAGGGAGGAUCUCGUCAAGCAGGCUCUACAAAAAGGCACUGAGCUAGUUCAAGCUAUUGCAGAUUCCCUCUUUACUCUGCCAGCUACUGAAGAUGUUGAUGGACCCCUUGUUAAGCUUCCUGCACCUCUCACCAGAUUGCCCAGAGAAAAACAUCUGCCAAAACCAAAGCCUCCUACUAAAUGGGAAGCUUUUGCCAAAAAGAAAGGCAUACAAAAAAAGAAGAAAGACAAGGUUUUGUAUGAUGAACAAUCUGGAACUUGGAAACGCAGAUACGGGUAUGAUCGUGCGAAUGAUGAAGAUGCUGUGCCUAUCAUUGAAGCAAAGGAAACUGACGAUCCUACAGAGGAUCCUUUUGCCAAAAGAAAAGAAAAUAAAAGGAACAGAGUUGAUAAACAGGAGAAAAACCGACUACAGAACUUGAAAGAAGCUGCAAAAUUUGGUGCUUUACCAAGCCAUGUUCAGUUGGCUGCUACAGCUUUGCCUAUAACAGGAACUCAAGCAGCACCCAAGAAAGUUACCAAGGAUGAAUUAGGUAAUGUUGCAGGAAUUGCUGCAACUUCAACAGCUAGUGGUGGGAAAUUUGACAAGAAAUUGGCGGGUGAAAAGCCUCCACAGCAUAAAGGAAAAUAUCGAAAGUUCCUGCCGGUGGCAGAAGGAACAGGGAUGGGAUCACUCGAGAGGCAGCAAACUGAAAAAAUAUUGAACAAGAUCAUGUCCAAGAAUUCCCAUGACAUACUCAAUGUCAACAAGGCUGUCACUGUGCAAACUGUGAAGAAGGAGAAAAAACGAAAUAAUGAUAAAGCUAGGGCUUCAUCGACUGACAGCAAAUUGAAACCUAAGAAGAAGCCUUUUAAAAAAGGAGAUUUCAAGAAAAGCAGUGGAAAAGGAGAUUUCAAGAAAAGCAGUGGAAAAGGAGAUUUCAAGAAAAGCAGUGCAAAACCAAAACAGUAGUUUAGAUUUUAUCACAGGGUGUAGAGUUUUUUGAACUCUGUUUUACUAUUUUUGAAGUUUUGUAGACAAUUAUUUAAUCUAUCAUUUGGUGUCCUUUUAUUUACUCUCCUUAUAAUCAAAUUCCCCUUUUUGUAUGAAUCAAUUCGUUUUUUUUAAUAGACGAAAGAGCUCCUUAUUGAUUUUUCAAA
Lotus japonicus is the source of this 1402-nucleotide messenger RNA. Its product is annotated as ribosome biogenesis regulatory protein homolog. Gene Ontology annotation, cellular component: nucleus; nucleolus; preribosome, large subunit precursor. Gene Ontology annotation, biological process: ribosomal large subunit biogenesis; ribosome biogenesis; endonucleolytic cleavage in ITS1 to separate SSU-rRNA from 5.8S rRNA and LSU-rRNA from tricistronic rRNA transcript (SSU-rRNA, 5.8S rRNA, LSU-rRNA). The record is from RefSeq and is a predicted model, not a curated record. Gene Ontology annotation, molecular function: protein binding. Bases 159 to 1214 code for a protein of 351 amino acids. The transcript is spliced from 8 exons. NCBI's taxonomy places the organism in Eukaryota, Viridiplantae, Streptophyta, Magnoliopsida, Fabales, Fabaceae.